Saccoglossus kowalevskii is the source of this 1497-nucleotide messenger RNA. RefSeq names its product DNA polymerase eta-like. Gene Ontology annotation, cellular component: nucleus; replication fork; site of double-strand break. The record is from RefSeq and is a predicted model, not a curated record. Lineage: Eukaryota; Metazoa; Hemichordata; Enteropneusta; Harrimaniidae. Gene Ontology annotation, biological process: response to radiation; error-prone translesion synthesis. Gene Ontology annotation, molecular function: damaged DNA binding; DNA-directed DNA polymerase activity.
AUGACUAGAGCUUGGUUACAUGAUGUUGGUCGAGGUAUUGACAAUGAACCAGUUCGCCCAAGACAACUGCCCAAGUCUGUUGGAUGUGGGAAGAAUUUUAGUGGAAAACUAGCUCUAGCAACCAGGAAUGAGGUCAAGUAUUGGUUGUUACAACUUGCCACUGAGAUGGAAGAACGACUUCAAAUAGAAUCUGAAAUGAAUAAACGUGUUGCUAAGUCAGUGUCGGUACAAGUGCGCUGGGGCGGUAAUCCCCCACAGACAGCCUCAAGAUCAUUUGGACUGCACAACAUGGAUGCAGACACAAUCAGUCGCAAUGCGCUAUCUGUGAUACAAUGUUUUAACACGGCAGGAAAUCAUCAAAAGGCUUGGUGUCCAGCAAUAAUCACUCUUAGCAUGUGUGCUUCCAAGUUUACUGAGACUGGUAAUAACAUUGGUAAAAUGAGCAUCAGUAGUUUCUUCAGCGGCAAGGAGCAGAGUACGUCCACAGUGAAUGGUAGUAAUGACGGUAAAACAACAGUCAGUAGUUCCUUCAAUGGCAAGAAGGAGGUUAUAUCCACGGAAAAAAAAGUCACUUCUCGUUCACAGCUCGAUGAAUUCUCACCAAAAGAAUCAAAGAAAAAAAGAAAGAGCAUAGACUCGUUUUUCUCUGCUUCGCAACGUCUGAAGCGAGACAGUGAUGCAGCAGACUUCAUUAUUAUGCCAUCGUCGUCUGGAUAUCAAGAAAAGCCAUCAAGUAUUGAUAAACAACAUGACACAAUGACAAGGACCAAUUUGAACCACUCGACAGGAUUCUUUGCAUCCAAGAUGAACCAACCAGUAACCAGUUCGCUGAACAGUGAUCCCUUGGUAGAUGCCUGUCAUGAGCAAAACACAGGAGUGUACGCCUCAGAUAAACCAAAUAAUUUUAAACAACAGUCUGUGAGGGACCCUUCACCUGGCAUCAUUGAGGUGACAUCAUUAUCACUAUCCAGACAGGAUAAGGACCUGACAACAUGUUCUGAUAAACUAUUCUCUGAUUUGCCAGUGGCUGAUUUUGUUACUUGUGAGAAAUGUCAGCAAAAAGUGUCUGCUUGGGACCUACCUGAACAUUUAGACUACCAUUACGCAUUUGAGUUACAAGAACAGAUUGAUAUUGGAUCCACAACCAGCACUGCUAGAACUAUUGAGACUCCCGUCAAAACAAGUAAAUCAACCCCAAGUACUUUAUAUUCCUUUUUCCAGAAGAAAACAUAGAAAACUUCUCAGACUAAAUAUUUGUAAGGAUCCUUCUCUAUUGGUGUCUCUACCUGGUCAUGCAUUAAUUGUGCAUAUAUUAUUUAAACUUUUGGUCAUUAUUUUAUUUUCAUUCCCGAUUUUCUUUAAAAUAUGUUUAAAAUUAGGUCACACUCAUAUUGAGUAUAGCGACAUUGGUGUAUAAAAAUUUGGUUAUUUGUGAAUGUAUAUAUAUAUAUAUGAAUGUACUGUAUAAUGUGUCAAUAAAAUGAGAUUCUUUUUUUU